Messenger RNA from Sesamum indicum (sesame), 1040 nucleotides. RefSeq lists its product as uncharacterized. The record is from RefSeq and is a predicted model, not a curated record. Lineage: Eukaryota; Viridiplantae; Streptophyta; Magnoliopsida; Lamiales; Pedaliaceae.
UUGCCAAUAUUUUCGCAUUAAUUCCCCCCACAAAAACACAUUGAUGACCGUUAGUUUUCUUAUCACUUCUCCCAAACACACCCCUCUCCCACCAACAACCGAUAUGGUUUCCUCUUUGCUCAAUGCUUCUCUUACUAAGCCAUCACGCAUUUCCUCAAACAGAUUCGCAAUCCCUUCUCAGCCUUUACAGGAAAAGUUCCUUCCAAUUUUGUCGUUCAAGAGGAAAACAGAGCACUCAAAACCCACAAAAAAUAGGCAAGAAUGUGCGCGCUCGCCGGCCCUUAUGCGGACAAUGUCUCAGAAAUCUGUGAUUCCCGUAGCUGCCGCUGUGGCUAUUGUUUUAUGGACUAAUCCAGCUCAUGCUGGUUUUCUUUCGGGCUUCUCUGGGAUAGAAUCAGUUCCCGGUCCUCAAUUGCCUCAGGUCGAUUUUCUCAAUCGAUUCAACGAGGAAAAUCAAAAAAGAUAUGCGGAAAAUGAUGCAAGGUUCAAAGAGUCUCCCCUCCUGAAAAAGUUGCUAGAGAAAACUAAGUUAAACAAGGACAAGAACCGGCAAGAAAUUCUUGACAAAUACUGCAUUAGGGGAGCUGAGUGGGGUGUUGGGGAUUGCUCGGCUGAAGCCAUGUCUCCGGAAGAUAGGGAGAAUUUUAUUGCAAUGUUGAAGAAGAAGGCCGGUGUAGAAUAAGAGUUCCGAUUCUACUACUUUGAUUAGAUGCAAAGAGUUAACAAGUGAAGGGCUGUUAGACAAUGCCACAACUUCAAAUACUUUGCUUUAACGAACCAGACUUUACAUGAGUAUCGAUCUUGAGCUACCACCGGCAUCAAGAUCACACGUAAAGCGUUCAGGAGGGGAAAGGCGCAUCACACGCAAGUGUCAGUUUGGCGAUAUCCCGACACAGUAAGUGAUCAGGUAUGCACCUUACGACAGAUGUACGUAAAGGGAAUGGAAAUUUCGACAGAUUUCUGUAGGUUAGCUUCUUCGCUUUGUGCUUGACCUUCAUUUUCUUGUUUGAAUGGAGCUUUUGCCUCUUAGUUAUCUUGUA